AAAAAGCAUGCAGAGAAACAAGCAGGUGUCCAUGGGCCGUAAGAAGUUCAACAUGGACCCCAAGAAGGGGAUCCGGUUUUUGAUUGACAGCGGUCUGCUGAAGAACACCAGCGAUGACAUCGCUCAGUUCCUCUAUAAAGGGGAGGGGCUUAACAAGACCGCCAUCGGAGACUAUCUGGGGGAGAGAAAUGACUUCAAUCUUGAGGUUCUACAUGCCUUCGUGGAGCUGCAUGAAUUCACAGACCUCAACCUGGUCCAGGCCCUCAGGCAGUUCCUUUGGAGUUUCCGGUUGCCAGGCGAAGCUCAGAAGAUCGACAGGAUGAUGGAGGCGUUUGCCCAGAGAUACUGUCACUGUAACCCUGGGGUCUUCCAGCACAGCGAUACGUGUUAUGUGUUGUCGUUUGCUGUGAUCAUGCUGAACACCAGUCUCCAUAACCCCAAUGUGAAGGACAAACCCUCCCACCAGAGAUUCAGCGCCAUGAACAGAGGAAUUAACGAUGGAGGUGACCUGCCUGAGGACCUACUCAGGAACCUGUAUGAAGGUAUAAAGAACGAGCCCUUUAAAAUUCCAGAGGAUGAUGGGAAUGACCUCACACACACUUUCUUCAACCCUGACCGGGAGGGCUGGCUGCUCAAACGAGGAGGGCGUGUGAAGACGUGGAAGAGACGAUGGUUCAUCCUCACAGACAACUGCCUGUACUACUUUGAGUACACUACUGAUAAGGAGCCUAGGGGUAUCAUCCCUCUGGAGAAUCUGAGUAUUAGAGAGGUGGACGACUCCAAGAAACCAAACUGUUUUGAGCUGUUCAUCCCGGACCACAGGGAUCAGGUGAUCAAGGCAUGUAAGACCGAGGCGGACGGACGUGUUGUUGAGGGCAACCACACUUUCUAUCGAAUCUCCGCCCCCACAGCCGAGGAAAAGGAGGAGUGGAUCACCAGCAUAAAAAAAGCCAUCAGCAGGGACCCCUUCUAUGAGAUGCUGGCAGCACGGAAGAAGAAGGUGUCUGCCCUGACAAGUCUGUAG
Salvelinus namaycush (lake trout) is the source of this 1024-nucleotide messenger RNA. Its product is annotated as cytohesin-1-like. The transcript has 10 exons. Bases 8 to 1024 code for a protein of 338 amino acids. Gene Ontology annotation, molecular function: guanyl-nucleotide exchange factor activity. Gene Ontology annotation, biological process: regulation of ARF protein signal transduction. NCBI's taxonomy places the organism in Eukaryota, Metazoa, Chordata, Actinopteri, Salmoniformes, Salmonidae. The record is from RefSeq and is a predicted model, not a curated record.